Chanos chanos (milkfish) is the source of this 474-nucleotide messenger RNA. Its product is annotated as interleukin-8-like. Bases 13 to 300 code for a protein of 95 amino acids. Gene Ontology annotation, biological process: immune response; defense response; chemotaxis. Gene Ontology annotation, molecular function: chemokine activity. NCBI's taxonomy places the organism in Eukaryota, Metazoa, Chordata, Actinopteri, Gonorynchiformes, Chanidae. The record is from RefSeq and is a predicted model, not a curated record. Gene Ontology annotation, cellular component: extracellular region. The transcript is spliced from 4 exons.
UCUGAAAUCAAGAUGAACUUCUGCUCUUCUGUCAUUGUAUUUGUGGCAGUUCUGAGUAUUACUGAGGGAAUGAGUUUGACGGGCGUAGGAGCUGACCCUCGCUGUCGCUGCAUUGAGACUGAAAGCAGGUUUAUGGGUAAACUCAUUGAGAAAGUGGAGCUGUUCCCUCCAAGCCCACACUGUAAAGACACAGAGAUCAUUGCCACUCUGAAGCACAGUGGUGACAAGAUUUGUUUGGAUACCACUGCCCCCUGGGUUAAGAAGGUCAUUGAUAAGAUCCUUGCCAACAAGAAGCCUUGAGCUCAUGCCAGACAGCUGGAAGGAUCACAUCAGGUCUGCUGCCAAAAACUGUGACCUCGCUCUGGAGUGUAAGGGAACGGAGAAGAUCUCAGGAUUGUCUUUGGAGGCUGUUGUUUUAAAGACACUGUCACCAGAGAUUUUUAUCAACAAAUGAGAACCACAACAAAUACAGCA